ACACACACACACACACACACACACACACACACACACACACACACACACACACACACACACACACACACACACACACACGCGCGCGCGCGCUGUAACCGAGGGACAGCAGAGAGCAUCACAAUCACAGUACCGCAUCUCUGUCCACACAGCAUCUUAAAUCAUGUAGACUCCAAAGCACUGGUCGUCCUUUGCCGGAUCGUUAGAUCCGUUUCUCAGUCACAGUGUCCCGGUGAGGAGGCGUCAGAAUGGCCGGGGGUCGCCGAGGGCUCGUGGCUCCUCAGAAUACUUUCCUAGAGAAUAUCGUCCGGAGGUCUAACGACACCAAUUUUGUUUUGGGGAACGCCCAGAUUGUGGAUUGGCCCAUUGUCUACAGUAACGAUGGAUUCUGCAAGCUCUCAGGGUACCAUCGAGCUGAAGUCAUGCAGAAGAGCAGCACUUGCAGCUUCAUGUAUGGAGAACUCACAGAUAAGGAGACAUCUGAGAAAGUGCGGCAGACUUUCGAGAACUAUGAAAUUAACUCCUUUGAAAUUCUCAUGUACAAGAAGAACCGAAUGCCGGUGUGGUUCUUUGUGAAGAUCGCCCCUAUCCGCAAUGAGCAGGACAAAGUAGUGCUUUUCCUAUGCACGUUUAAUGACAUCACUGCGUUUAAGCAGCCCAUCGAAGACGAUUCAUCGAAAGGAUGGGCUAAGUUUGCCCGUCUCACUCGAGCUUUGACAAGCAGCCGUGGUGUCCUUCAGCAGCUGGCUCCUACUGUUCAUAAAGGAGAGAAUGUCCACAAGCACUCUCGUCUGGCUGAGGUAUUACAGUUGGGAUCAGACAUCCUCCCCCAAUACAAACAAGAGACACCCAAGACGCCACCCCAUAUUAUCCUACAUUACUGCACCUUCAAGACCACCUGGGACUGGGUGAUCCUCAUCCUCACCUUCUACACGGCCAUCAUGGUUCCCUACAACGUCUCCUUCAAGACCAAACAGAACAACGUCACUUGGCUGGUGGUCGACAGCAUUGUGGAUGUCAUCUUCCUCGUGGACAUUGUGCUGAAUUUCCACACAACUUUUGUGGGGCCAGCUGGGGAGGUGAUAUCAGACCCGAAACUUAUCCGCAUGAACUACGUGAAGACCUGGUUUGUGAUCGACCUGCUUUCCUGCCUACCCUAUGAUGUCAUCAAUGCCUUUGAGAAUGUAGAUGAGGGCAUUAGUAGUCUCUUCAGCUCUUUGAAGGUGGUGAGACUCCUGCGUUUAGGCCGUGUGGCUCGCAAGCUGGACCACUACAUCGAGUAUGGUGCGGCGGUGCUGGUCCUGCUGGUGUGUGUGUUUGGCCUGGCCGCCCACUGGCUGGCUUGCAUCUGGUACAGCAUUGGUGACUAUGAGGUCAUUGACGAGGAGGCCAAUGUGGUGCGCACCGACAGCUGGCUGUAUAUGCUGGGCGAGACAGUGGGCACGCCAUACCAUUUCAACACCAGUGGUACAGGCAAGUGGGAGGGUGGCCCCAGCAAGGACUCGGUCUACAUCACCUCACUGUACUUCACCAUGACCAGCCUGACCAGCAUUGGAUUUGGCAACAUUGCCCCCACUACAGACGGCGAGAAGAUCUUUGCUGUGGCUAUGAUGAUGAUCGGAUCCCUUUUGUAUGCUACCAUCUUUGGAAAUGUGACCACUAUCUUCCAGCAGAUGUAUGCUAAUACUAACCGUUACCAUGAGAUGUUAAACAGUGUGAGAGAUUUCCUGAAGCUCUACCAGGUCCCUAAGGGGCUUAGUGAGAGAGUCAUGGACUACAUUGUCUCCACUUGGUCCAUGUCCAGGGGAAUCGACACUGACAAGGUGUUGCAGAUCUGCCCAAAGGAUAUGCGAGCGGAUAUCUGUGUCCAUCUCAACAGGAAGGUGUUCAAAGAGCAUCCUGCUUUCCGCUUGGCUAGCGAUGGGUGCUUGAGGGCUCUUGCCAUGGAGUUUCAGACCAUUCACUGUGCUCCAGGGGACCUCAUCUACCAUGCAGGCGAAAGCGUGGACAGUCUCUGCUUUGUGGUGUCGGGAUCCUUGGAGGUCAUUCAAGAUGAUGAGGUGGUUGCCAUAUUGGGAAAGGGUGAUGUGUUUGGAGAUGUUUUUUGGAAGGAAUCAAACUUAGCGCAAGCCUGCGCCAACGUCCGUGCACUAACCUACUGUGAUCUUCAUAUCAUCAAACGUGAUGCCUUACAGAAAGUCCUGGAGUUCUACACAGCCUUCUCCAAUCACUUCUCACGUAACUUGGUGCUCACCUACAAUCUGAGGAAGAGGAUAGUCUUCCGCAAGAUCAGUGAUGUAAAGCGUGAGGAAGAGGAGAUGCGGAAAAGGAAGGAUGAAGCCCCUCUCAACCUUCCACCAGAUCAUCCUGUGCGGCGUCUUUUCCAGCGUUUCCGUCAACAGAAGGAGGCACGGAUGGCAGCAGAGCGAGCUGAUCAGGGUGAAUUGGACAUAGAGAAAGGUUCUGUCCUGAUGGAGAAAACUAUGGUCCAUGAAACCAAUGCUACAACCAGUAUCGUCACGGUGACAGAGAGCCCUGCCACACCUGACGUCCCUUCCCCCUCAGAUUCUUCAGAUCCUGCUCAAAGGACCCAAAACCAAGCUAAACUUCAUGCUUCUGUAGGUCACGGUGUCAACCAAACAGGAAGUAAAUCCACAGAACCUACUAAAGCCAAAGCUUGUGGUAGAUUUAAGGAAGCCACGGGGAAGGCAGAUCUUUCCUGGAGUGCCAUUUCCAAAGCUGAGUCCAUGGAGACCCUUCCAGACAGGACUAAACUGCAAGAAGAGUUGUCACUAAAGAAGACAGACUCAUGCGACAGCGGCAUCACAAAGAGCGAGCUGCGACUGGACAAUGUCGGCGAAGGAAGUGCCCGAACCCCUCAGGAACGGAGCCCCAUGCAGGCUGAGGGGAAGCGAGCUUUUUAUCCUAUUCCUGAACACAACCUGCAGGCAUCUUUGCUAGAGCUAAAGCAGGACCUGAGAGGAGACAUCCACUACUUGAGCAACCGCAUGGCAGUCCUGGAGGCACAACUAGCUGAGAUGCUGCAACUUCUCAAAGAAAGGAAGACUUCAGGAUGCUCACACCUGUAUGAAAUAUCACGACCUGGGACUCCAGAUUCAGACAAGGAUAACGACAUGUUCUCGUAAACAGCCGUUCUGUGAAUAAGGUGUGACGGUGACACUUUAUCUGUGCAUUUAGAGAUACUGUAUGAUCCAUGGGGUGAGUGCUGAAAUGUACAAUUUUAGCAUUUUACUAGAGGUUUUCUUCUUAGGGGACGUAUGGAAGGCCAUGCUAACUAUUUACUGAGAUGUGGCCUUCAUUUGUGGGUCUACAGGACUAUUCAUCCAUACAUUGUAAAACAAUUGUUAACCUUUGGUUACAAUAUCAAAUCUUUUUUUUUUCUGAUUUAAAAAACUUGUUUUAAGGAUGAUGCAAGAUAUCAUUAAUUACAUCCUCUCUGUUUUUCAGCUUCAUGCAUUUUACUGUCAGUUGGACCUACUCGGUUAAAAAGGCAAUAUUAAUAAUUAAGAAUAAUAAAAUAUAUAUAUUUUCACAUGUAUUACACUCAGCAGGUAAACGAUGUAGCAGUGAAAAGAAUUUCUCUGUUACAGAAAUGAAUGUCAUUCAUUGUCAAAUGGUUAAUGCAUGGCAGAUUUUUCUUUAAUAGAAAGCAACAAAACAACAUGAUUUCAGGGUAUGUAGCUGGUACUGUCUUGUGACCUGUCAAUCCUCCAAAACUAAGACAUACAAAUGGAAUUUUUAAAGAUGUGGUUUCUUUAGAUUUUUGUUUGUAAGACAACAUAUAAACAAAAAAGAGCAGCAUCAUAUAUUGAUCAAAAGUUCCAAAAGGUUGAAAUUUUUUUACAACACACAUUUAAUAGGCCCAUCUAAAAAUAUAAUUGAAUGUGUUUUCAUCACUGUAAACAUAUCAAAUAUCUGAGAUGCACUAAUAAAUAAAUUACUAAAAUUGAAUUGAUUAAUCGAAAAUAACUAAUAAGGCGUAUAAGCAAUAUGGCGAUUAUAUUCUUGCUAAUAAGCAUGCUCUGGUGGUAACAGAAAUGAAACUAUGCAUGGAUGAGGCUUAGCUUAGUCACAGUAAAUACGCAUGUGAUUUGUAAUUAUGCACUCAAGUCUUUUUUAACAUGCUAACACAAUCAUCAUGCUUUCUGUUACCCCCCUGCUUGACCUCCCCUACCCUCAACGACAACCUCCCACAAACUUUCAGGGCGCCUCUGUUCUUUUUUACAGUAUAUCUUUUUUGUUUGUUUUCAUGUAACUUUGCAAAGGCUUUUUUCUUUUAUCAAAAUCAGUUAUAUUUGUAUAUGGAUUGCUAGUGCUUUUGAAAAAUUGCUAAUUUUGCACUUAAAGUCUAUCUAAAGCAGUUUUAUAUAAUAAUUAAUAUGAACACAAGAUGAUCAAGUGUUUUGGUCCGUGUGUUGAUUUUUUUAAGUGCUCUGGAUUGAGGUACCUUUUGAAUUGUUCGUUUUAAAUGUAUCAUUUGCCUGAAUAUGUGGCUCACUGCGAAGCACACCACAGUGUUCUCGGUUCUAUCAUCCGAGCCCUGCGUUCCAAUACAACGCUUAAUAUCCCUUUACAGUACACGAAACAUGAUGUAGCAGCACAAUUUGGAAGCAAGAAAGCUUGAAGUGAUUAAAAUAAAUGUCAGGACUCCCUUUUUUGGAGGAGAAUUCCAUGAUAGGGUGAAAAGCAAUCACACCAAUGGGAAAAAAACCCCUUUAAAUACAAUAUUGCUUUUUAAUAGAAAAGCAAAUCCCUUGUCACAUUUCUCCUGAAUCACAUGAUAUCUUUAUUGCCAUCAUGCUUUUACAGAAUCACAUUGGUGAAAAAAUAUUUAUAGUAAACACACAACUUUGCUGUUUUAUAUUUGCCUACAGUACAUGCAGAAAACGUUACAUACUGAAAAGCAACACCUGCACUACAUUGUUCUCAUGUCACUUCACUUCGCAUUAUAAAUUGAAUGCAACUCCUUGUUGCGUCACAUUUUUUCCAUCAGUGUAUGGAAGUGGUGCUGCACUGAAAUGCAGUCAUUUAGUCUGUUUGCUGCUGUGGCUGGACAUGAGCAUGAUAUGAGCAGGAAAUGACAUGCAUUUCUUCCAACUUCAGUAUGUAUAGAAAGUUAUAUUAACUAAUUAACUUAAAUUAAAUUAGCUCGCAAAGUAAUGCAAUGUGAGGUAUCAGGUGGAAACCAUGAAAAACACAACGUAAAUGUUAACUAAAUUGAAUAUUAUACAACCAUUAACAAUCAUGCAUUUUUUAAUCAUUUAAGGCCAAAUUUAUUAAGAGAUACAUAUUAUAGCCAAACACUUAUAAGUUUAGUAGGUGUGCUGAGUGAUCAAGACCGUAACUGUAAAUGAACACAAACACACUUUGCCAUAUUAACACAUGACUGCUGCAUUAUAAACUCUUUUUUAGCAUGUUUUUUUUGUCAGAGGAUUAACAUAUAAAUCUAAUAUAUUUGUCACAGCAUUUGUUAUUAGGGUUUUAGGAUUGAGCAAGCUGAACAUCUGAAAAAAAAAAAGAGUUGUAAAAACAUUUAUGAACUGUGCAGGAGUGGAAACUUCAUGUCUGAUUACAUGAAUCUCAGCUGCAGUAUGCUGGAUCGGUCCUGAAAGCUAGAAAGGGAACCGUGCCCAAGAGCACCGUUUGUUUUAGGGCUCCAAAUUGGAUUGGGCUUCCUCCAAUAAAUGUAUAAUAAUGUGACCUGGCAGACAAUAUCCUCAAUACAGGCUUUUAUUGAUCAUUGUCAGUUACACUCUUUUACAAUGUUACAAUAUAAAAUUCGAUUCCUGUAAAUGUAAAUGCAAUGAGGCAAACGUACAUAAAAGUAUUGGUGCUACAAAUAUAAGGUACAGUGUGAAAAAUUCAAUACAGUUUGCAACAGUGCAAAAUGUUAGUUGUUAUACAGUUACAAUCCUAUAAAACUCUGUCCUUAAUGUUUUUGGCAUUUUAAAAAGGAUUGCAUCAUUCAGUCUUUUCCUGAAGUCUACAGCUAUCUAAGCUUUACUCAAGCUGCCAAGACAUCAUAAAGUAUUUAAACAGACUUUAAUGGAGAUGGAAAUGGAGGAGGAAGUCAGCACGGGAGUGUUAAGCAGUGCUGAAACGUAGGGCUCGUCACAUGACUGUUUACAUGAUCAUGAGUGGGGGAACUUGCAGAACCGUGCCGUACGUACACUCUUCGAGCUCGUAGGCUUGUCCUGGUGACUAAACCUUUUCUUUUCAGUGAGACUUCAAACAGAAUCUAAGGGCAUUAGCUAUCCAAAGAACCCUCAAUGAACAAUGUUAAGACUGCUAUCGAGAUCCACUGUUUGAAAAAGCAGUGAUUAAGAAUGUGAAAAAAGUCAAUGUGUAUUAGUUUGAUGAAAGAAAUCUUGAAAAAUAUUUUAAUAUAUAUCGGAAUGUUUCAGGAAAUGUUUGUAGCAAAGAGUAAAAUAUCAAUUUGUAUUUUUCACAGCAGAAUGAUUAAACUGUAAAUUUACAGUGUUGUAGUCAUUAUAGACUGUAAAUGGGUCCAGAAAAUAUGCCAGAUUGUCAGAUAAUGAGCCCAAAGACAGCUGAGUUGCACUUUGGUGUGUUUUCCAAAUGCAUUUUAUGAGUUGCCUUUUCACUAAACGAAACCGAAGCAUCAUUUUAUGUAUAAACGAACACAGCACAUACAUUUUACAAUUUCAAGAGCAUUUUUACACAGAAAUGGAAAAGGAAUGGUAUUUUCCUCUUGCUGCUUAAUCACUGCUUCAUUCAACAGACUCUUUAUUCAGAGAUAUAAAUAAAGAGCUGACUUAUCUUGAGUUCUUGCGUCUCAUUAUGUCAUUCUCACACAAAACUUUUGUAAAAAAAAAAAUAAAAAAUGUCUAUAACCUGUCUAUAAAACCUCCAAAUGUAUAAACCAAAAGCACAAGGAUGCAGAUUGUUCAUGCAAAAUGAAAAAUGCUCAAAUGAACGAUUUUGUAUUUUGGAAUUAUCUGAAUAUUUGUUCAUUAAAGGAGUAACAUAUCAA
Messenger RNA from Tachysurus fulvidraco (yellow catfish), 7012 nucleotides. RefSeq names its product potassium voltage-gated channel, subfamily H (eag-related), member 1b (gene kcnh1b). Gene Ontology annotation, cellular component: membrane. NCBI's taxonomy places the organism in Eukaryota, Metazoa, Chordata, Actinopteri, Siluriformes, Bagridae. The coding region runs from base 246 to 3143 and encodes 965 amino acids. Gene Ontology annotation, molecular function: delayed rectifier potassium channel activity. The transcript has 11 exons. Gene Ontology annotation, biological process: potassium ion transmembrane transport; regulation of membrane potential. The record is from RefSeq and is a predicted model, not a curated record.